Messenger RNA from Drosophila takahashii, 2357 nucleotides. It is a transcript of the gene Sox14, whose product is annotated as Sox box protein 14. Gene Ontology annotation, molecular function: DNA-binding transcription factor activity, RNA polymerase II-specific; RNA polymerase II cis-regulatory region sequence-specific DNA binding. Gene Ontology annotation, biological process: anatomical structure morphogenesis; cell differentiation; positive regulation of transcription by RNA polymerase II. Lineage: Eukaryota; Metazoa; Arthropoda; Insecta; Diptera; Drosophilidae. The record is from RefSeq and is a predicted model, not a curated record.
UAUAGUACAUAACACAUAAAUAUAUAUAAUAAUUCGUGAUAAAGCCCUGGAGAAACCGAACUCUCCGCCUUAUCGGUAACCCCACUGCCACUGUUUCAGCGACUAUGUUUAAGCGGGGAUCGGAAUCAGAAUCAGAAGAACUGCCCUGGGACACAGAUACUAAUACCAAUACCGAUACCGAGAUCAAGAUCGAGGUGCAUAUGCAAACGCAUUAAAAGAUGAUAGCUAAGCCCAAUCAGUCCGCCACCGAACCACCAUUGAGUUUUCGCCCCGGAACAGUGCCAACGAUUGCAGCAACCACCCCAGCGAAUCCAGCGAGUAUCCAGCCAAGGAAUCCAGCCCCAAAACCGGAGACCCCCCGCACUCCGCCCUCGCCAUCGCCAACCCCCAAAACGCAAAUAACACAAAGCCAGCCAGCUAUUACUCAUCCAGCUGUGGCUCUGGCUUCGCCUUCCGCGCCUGUUGCUGCAGCUGCACCGAAGACCCCGAACACCCCACGCCUUGUAACCCCCACCACCACCCCCACAGCCGAACCCCAAGCUCCAGUCCAAUACCAAGCCAAUAUGGACAUGGACGGCGAAAGAUCUCCGAGCCACAGCGGCCAUGAAAUGACACUGAGCAUGAACGGCAUCGAUUCCAGCCUGGUGUUCGGAUCUGCACGGGUUCCUGUCAACUCCAGCACCCCGUAUUCGGAUGCAACUCGAACCAAGAAACAUUCUCCCGGCCAUAUUAAGCGACCUAUGAACGCCUUCAUGGUGUGGAGCCAGAUGGAACGGCGGAAGAUCUGCGAGCGGACGCCGGACCUGCACAACGCCGAGAUCUCCAAGGAGCUGGGCCGGCGAUGGCAGGUCCUCAGCAAGGACGACAAGCAGCCGUACAUCAUCGAGGCCGAGAAGCUCAGGAAGAUGCACAUGAUCGAGUAUCCCAACUACAAGUACAGGCCCCAGAAGAAGCAGACGCGAUCCCCGGGAUCCGUGAAGCAGAAUCAGGACGCAGACAACAGCUGCGAAGCUAAAAAUGACACGCCCAACAACAACACACUGUCCACUCUUGCAAUUAAUGGAACCACCACCACUGCCGGUCGGAAAAGCAAAAGAUCUACCUCUACAUGUCAAGCGGGUUCCGCAUCGAAACGAUUAAGGAACGACUCGGGUGAUACCGCCUCCAGGCCCAAAUUCGAGGUCAAGGGGGAGUCUGCAGAGCAGCACAACACCGUGGAUAUUAUACUACCCUCAGCCGAUAAUCUAUUAAGGUACCAAUCAUCUGAAUACUUACCUCUAAGCACGAAUAGCAAUGCCGAUUGCGACGAAAAGCUACACUCAGACCUCAGCUCGGGUCCCCUGGAGUCGCGGGAGAAUCUGUCGGAUGUGGUCCACCGAUUCCUGCCCCUCUUCUUCACCAGCAACGAGGACUCGCAGCUGGAGGUGAACUCCUCGUCGCACAGCCACCACAACCAGUCGGCGGAUCCCACCGCAGGCUUGAUAGACAACAUCUCCGACAUCAGCCCCAUCAACGAUCGCGAGGACAUGUCCGAGGAGGUGAUGCGCUAUCUGCCCUACCUGGAGGUGACUCCCUCGAGCGAUGGGGUCGGGGUCCUCAAGGUGGAGUCCAGCCUGCUGGACAGCGCCCUCAACGAGCCCGUCUUCGACUCCGAGGACAACAUUGUGAACGAUGCCAACUUGCACUCGGCCAGCCAUCAAAUACCUCCAUAUGUGCCUGACAGCCACGACUGCUUUGCGGACGACUGCGGCGGCGAUAGCUCCUCGCACCAGGUGGAGUUCGAGGUGGUGCGGCCCCAGACGGUGACCAUGACGAUGACCUGCACCCUGCCCUACGGCGGACCGGACGGUGGGCACACAUUCCAGAACGACGACUUCAACCCGAUACCGUCGGCCGCCGAGGACAGCGACUGCAGCAUACUGACCACCUCCAACUCGCCGCAGAUCGGCUUCAACGGGAGCAGCUUCGUGGAGGCGGACGCCAUCGGGAGCACUUGUACAUACGCGCAACAAGACUACACCGGAAAUGUAAUUGAAACACACAAUGAUCUCAACUACGCCGCACAGGAUAACAACGGAGCUCUGCUGGCCUACACAUUUGAGGACCUGCCUCCUCAGCCAACCGGUAGUCAUUUAGAAUUUAACACUAACAAGUACGAGUUUGCAAGUUAUUAUAAAAUGUGAGAGAUAUUGUAAGUUUUGUGUAAUUUAUAACUAAUCUAAUUGUACGUUUAUAAUUUUACACCAAAUUAUAUAUAUAUAUAUGUAUACAGAUAAAUACUAUAUAUUCCAUAAAUUCUAUAUAUACAAAACAACAAAAAAAAGCGAGAAUAAAAUGCUUUGCAUUGAAAACAUUUA